Darwinula stevensoni is the source of this 566-nucleotide messenger RNA. The record is from the annotation of a GenBank genome assembly. NCBI's taxonomy places the organism in Eukaryota, Metazoa, Arthropoda, Ostracoda, Podocopida, Darwinulidae.
GUGACCUACCAGGGGUGACCCGCAGGAUGACCAAAUACAUGGAGAAACAUCCAAAUUGGAAAGGCUUAGUAGAAGAAGAGCCCUCUGAGGAACAACUUCGUGAUGUCCUUGCUUCUUUUGAUCUCUUCCUGUAUUGUGGGCACGGGUCGGGGACGAAAUUCCUUCCGUCCAUCGAGGUGCAGCGAAUGGAAUGCCGUGCCCUCGCUCUUCUCUUCGGUUGCUCCAGCGGGAAACUCGUGCAGUACGGGAAGAAGGUGGAACCUCAUGGCGUUGCCUAUUCCUACUUGCUGGCUGGCAGUCCUGGUGUGCUGGGAGCUCUGUGUGUGGUGACCGACGUAGACACAGAUUUGAUCACGCAAGCUUUCCUGGACACGUGGCUUUCCGGAAACGUUGAUCUCCUCUCGUCUCUCGUCAAGGCACGCAAGGUUGCUAAGUCGCCUUUUAAUGCCGCCGCGUGCAUCUUUUAUGGCCUCCCUUCCAUUUCCUUGCUUUCCUAGGUCAUACUAUCAUGGCUUUAACUUAUUCCUUCCAGAAUACAAUAACUAAUAAAGUUUUCUUUGGCUCCC